GUUUCCAUAUCCGCUUCAUUGCGAUUUACUGUUCAUCAUCGACCGGUCGUGUAUGUUCUUUCAUUAUUGCCGAAUAUCAGAAGAAUCCACCAUGGAUGAUCCAAACACGAUUGCUGAUUUGGUCAAGAAGAUUCCUCCAGGGGGAUCUAUUUGCCUCUCAGAUAGUCAGAUCGCAACUCUCAGGAAUCAAGGCCAUCUAGAAGAUGUGAAUCAAACGUGCGUGGUGGAUCGGAUUGACCACGUGCCCAAAGAGGAUGGUACGGAACGGUUACCCGUCAAAAGCGAUCCGCGUCCUAGAAGAGGAGAGGGCGUGGAGCCAGUUGAAGCCGUCGGUGACGAAGCAUCACUCGGAAACCGGGUCGCCGCUUUUUUAGAACGCGAGGCAGGCCCAGAAGCGAGGCAAGCCAUCGUUUCUAUAUUGGAGCAACAUCGUCCCGAUGCUAGAGUGCGUUUGCCGAUGGAAACUGAGAGUGACCGACGUUCUAAACGUAUCGGGCCUCCGAGGUCGGACUCAGACGAAAACCAUGACAUCGAUUGGGACAAUCGGGGAACAUCAAAGAGUUGUCAAGAAAACCAUGGGUUCGACAAUCUUCACCGCUUGGGAAGUGCCCACGGCAAAGUCGCCAAAAUGGAUCCUGUUACCAGACCCAAGUUCCCCGACUUACGAAAGUCGUCCCGACUAACCCAAUUUCAGUCACCUGUUUCAUCUGAUACUUCAUCCGCCUCCGACGACGAUGAUACUCAAACUCGGGCCAAGGACUCCAGCUGGCCUCAUCCCCUGGCAAAAUUAGUCACUUCCGAGAAAUCGUUUGGCCAAUAUCUCAAUGGUCCUUCAGAAGGGCGAGAUGCUGUGGUUGGUGCGGAAUUACAGUUCGGUUCAAAUCAAGAUGCGUUGAUGCUACGGAAACAAGAUGAUAUCGACCCUAGGGUCCCAGGGCGAAUUCAUAGAAAUGAAUUCCGAAGAUUUUGGGCCAAUGAAUUACAAGCGGCGGACAUGCUGUUAGCAUUACUGGAAGAGGGGUACAAGCUGCCGUUUGCGUCUAUUCCCCCUAAGUCGUCCUUGCCCAACAAUUUUUCCGCGAGGCAGCACAACAAUUUCGACUUUGUAUGUAAGGCUAUAGCGAACCAUUUGAAAGUAGGAGCGAUCCAAGAAGUGGAUUGGACACCACAUUUGAUGAUGCCUUUACAAGUGGUGGCUCCGAACGGGCGUAAGAAACGACUGAUCACUGAUCCCUCGCGACAACUCAACCCGUUUUUAAAUGUGCUACCAGUGAGGUUGGAUAACCUGCAGCGUAUUGUCGGAAGUUUCGAGCAAGAUUCUUGGUUUGGCGUGAUGGAUCUGUCAUCGGGCUAUUACCACAUCCAAAUUCACAAACCACACCAAAACUAUCUAGGUUUUGCAUGGACGGGUAGAGACGGAGUGAAGAGGCAUUAUGUGUGGAAGAUAGCUUUUUUAGGAUUGGCCCCGCUUAUGAGAAUUUUCACUAAACUUCAGAAGCCAAUCAUUGCCUAUCUGCGUUUGCAAGGUAUUAAAUGUUACAUAUACAUUGAUGACAUGAUCGUUUUCGGGGCAUCUAAAGCGGAAUGCCAAAACAAUAUGAUGAUAGCCAAGAAAGCUUGGUCUCGGGCAGGUUGGGUGGAGAAUGUGCGAAAAGCAAAAGGGCCAACGCAAAAAGAAGAAUAUCUUGGACUCAUGUUACACACACCUUCCUUAACCAUUCAUAUGCCUCAUUCAGCCUGUGCAAAGCGUCGAAUGGCGGCCAUUAAGGCGGAAAUCCCAACAGAUACCGCCUUUUUGGCCAGCCCGAAUGACCUUAGGAACAAUUUGGACAUCAAACAAACGACUUUUGGCUCAGUAUGCCUCGACAUGAAAGCCGCCGCCUCCUCAAACUUCAAGAGUUCAAGCUCGCCAUUUGAAGAGGAGAGAGCCUCCUCGCAAGUCGCGCGAUUGGUGUCUUCCAAGGUGCAACAGGCCAGUUCGAAGCGGUGA
Messenger RNA from Tigriopus californicus, 1990 nucleotides. RefSeq lists its product as uncharacterized. The coding region runs from base 53 to 1990 and encodes 645 amino acids. The transcript is spliced from 4 exons. Lineage: Eukaryota; Metazoa; Arthropoda; Copepoda; Harpacticoida; Harpacticidae. The record is from RefSeq and is a predicted model, not a curated record.